Conger conger (European conger) is the source of this 1630-nucleotide messenger RNA. It is a transcript of the gene hyal6, whose product is annotated as hyaluronoglucosaminidase 6. The record is from RefSeq and is a predicted model, not a curated record. Bases 155 to 1630 code for a protein of 491 amino acids. The transcript has 4 exons. NCBI's taxonomy places the organism in Eukaryota, Metazoa, Chordata, Actinopteri, Anguilliformes, Congridae. Gene Ontology annotation, molecular function: hyalurononglucosaminidase activity. Gene Ontology annotation, biological process: carbohydrate metabolic process; hyaluronan catabolic process.
GGAGAACACCAGACUCACUCUGCCCAACAGAGGGGAGAUCCAGACUCAGAAGGACAUUCAUCUUCCCCUUGGGCUCUGGAGAAGAAGACCUGAACUCCCAGCUGUCAGGAGAGAGUGGCAGGAGGAUUAAUUGAUCCAUGUGGACUUUGGGGAGAUGAAUGCCGUUCGCCCCGUGCUGAUUGGCUGGCUGGCUGUGGCUGUGUGCGUAGGGGUUGGGGAGGUCCGAGGUCAGCAGCUAAAGCAGGCCCAGGUGCCCCUGCUUCCGCACAAGCCCUUCAUUGUGGUGUGGAAUGCCCCCACUGAAUCCUGCCGUCUGCGCUUCAAGGUGGACCUGGACCUCAGCGUCUUCGACAUUGUGGCCAACCUCAACGAAACGCUGAGCGGGCCCAACGUCACCAUCUUUUACCACACCCACCUGGGCUACUAUCCUUACUACACCCCCACCCUGACACCCAUUCAUGGGGGCCUGCCACAGAACCAGAGCCUCACCAAGCACCUGAACAAGGCCCGGUUAGACAUCGACAAACUCAUCCCCUUCAAGGACUUCAAGGGCCUGGGCGUGAUUGACUGGGAGAACUGGCGGCCGCAGUGGGUGCGCAACUGGGGCUCCAAGGACGUCUACCGGAACAAGUCCAAAGAGCUGAUGAGGAAGGUCCACCCCACCUGGCCCGAUAGCAAGGUGGAGAAGGAGGCCAAGGAGCUGUUUGAGAGGGCUGGCCAGGCCUUCAUGAACUCCACCCUGCUGCUGGCGGAGAGCCGGAGACCUCACGGCCUCUGGGGCUUCUACCUGUUCCCCGACUGCUACAACUACGGCUACAAGCAGCACCCACACAAGUACACGGGCGAGUGUCCCAACGUGGAGCACGUGCGCAAUGACCACCUCAUGUGGCUGUGGAAGGAGAGCACAGCCCUCUACCCCUCGAUCUACCUGGAUUACGAGCUGAAAUCCACCCAUAACACCAUCAAGUUCGUCCACUACCGCGUGAAGGAGGCCAUGAGGAUUGCGUCCAUCGCCCGCAGUGACUUCACGCUGCCUGUCUUUGUCUACUCCAGACCUUUCUAUGCCUAUACCUUCCACGUCCUCUCAGAGAGAGAUCUAGUUCACACCAUUGGUGAGAGUGCAGCACUGGGGGCAGCGGGGGUGGUGUUGUGGGGGUCUUCGGAAUACGCCAAGUCUCAGAGGAACUGUCUGGCUGUGAAGAAGUACAUUGACGGACCCCUGGGGCAUUAUGUCAUCAACGUGACAUCAGCAGCCAAGCUGUGCAGCAAGGCACUCUGCAAGAAGAACGGGAAGUGCGUGCGGAAGAGUCUGGAAUCCGGGGCCUUCCUGCACCUCAACCCGCGCUUCUUCCGCAUCCGUAGCAACCAGGGCCCCGCGGGGCCCCGCUUCCACGUCAGCGGGCACCUCAACAACGACGACGCCCUGGACAUGAAGCACAAGUUCACCUGCCAGUGCUACCAGGGCUGGACCGGCAUCUUCUGCGAGAUGCCAGAGGCCCCGCCAUCGCCCCCGCGGGCCCAGGACAGCCUCCUGACCGACAUCCUGGUCAUCCUGUCCAUCCACUUCUCCUGCCUGUCUGUCAUCACCUUCCUUGGCCUCUGCCUCAUCAUCAAAUGCCUGAUACUGUAG